CACCGCCUUGCUUUGGUACGCCUGCCGCCAUGGAUAACAACACUUCCGUGGUUUCUGCUACACCCGAAAUUAUCCCAUUCAUUGGGAACCUCUCGACCAGAAAUCUUACCCUCCUUUCGAUCGCUGCGGCUGUGGUCUUUUCUCUCGCGUUAACGUUGACGAAGGCAAAAUCCAAUUCAAGGGGAAAUUCAGUAUUGUUCGUUGGACCUCCUGAUGCAGGCAAAACAGCCAUACUUUCCUCUCUUGCGUACAAUGAGGCGUUGCCUUCACACACGUCUUUACAGACAAAUUCUGCUCACGUAGUCUUGUCGCCGUCGAAGACCCUGCGUGUCGUGGACGUACCUGGGCAUCCCCGAAUUAGGGACCAGUUCCGACAACACCUCAGAGGUGCGAAAGCCAUCGUUUUUGUUGUCGACGCGAGCACGGUUUCGCGCAAUGCUCCAGAUGUGGCUGAGCAUUUGCAUCAUGUUUUGCACGCCAUGACAUCACUACCACCAUCCCAACCUACGCCACAGAUUCUCAUUCUUGCGCACAAGACAGAUCUUGUGAAAUCUGGUGCUUCGUCGAGCCCAGUCACUGAAGUCGCUAUUACACGAGUGCGAACUAUUCUGGAACGUGAAUUGGAAAAGAGAAGGUCUUCGCAGACGGGGGGUAUUGGAGUUGAGAGCAUGGGUGCGGAGAGUGAGGCUGAGCUUGGCGGACUGGAGUGCAGUGGAACUGCUGGGGAUUCAUUCAAAUUUUCUGAUUGGGAAGGUGGUGAUGUUGACUUCGUCGGGGCAUGGAUUAAGGUUGGAGAAACGAAAGACGGGGAAAAAGACGGAGGUGAAGAUGGGCUUCGUGGAUUGAAAGAUUGGUUGGAGCAGCUUCCACAUUAACAUGAGCACCUUAGGAGUCGACUCUCUUUUGGCUAUGGCAGUGGUAAAUAAACACGACCAAACACGGAAGUACUUUAAAGAGCCGGGAGUCACUUGAACCUUCUGCAACGCAGC
Molecule: messenger RNA, 989 nt
Organism: Pisolithus orientalis
Lineage: Eukaryota; Fungi; Basidiomycota; Agaricomycetes; Boletales; Pisolithaceae
Product: signal recognition particle receptor beta subunit-domain-containing protein
Exons: 4
Coding region: 30-875 (281 amino acids)
Biological process (GO): vesicle-mediated transport; intracellular protein transport
Cellular component (GO): cytoplasm
Molecular function (GO): GTP binding
Source: RefSeq, a predicted model, not a curated record